AUGGAAAUACUCAGAAGUAUUCAAGCCGUGGUUGGACAGAAUGGAAAUCAGCCCGGUCACCACUCCAAGCUAUCUGAUUUUCAAAGGACUAAGCCUCCCAGUUUCAGUCAGGCCAUUGAUCCCCUGGAUGCAGAUGAUUGGUUGAGAACUAUGGAAAGGAAGCUUGAGGUUGCUCGAACUGAUGAAGGGGAUAAGGUUCCAUUUGUAACACAUUAUCUUGAAGGUGCCGCUGCCAUAUGGUGGGAAAAUGAAAAAGCCAUAGGGACUGCUGAUGAAGAAAUUACCCGGUCAAGAUUCAAGGAACGAUUCCGGAGAUAUCACAUCCCUACGGGAAUUAUGAAGGCUAAGCAGCGUGACUUUCUCGCGCUCCUCCAAGGAAGUCAGUCUGUGCGAGAAUAUUUGCUGAAAUUCAACCAUCUGUCACGUUACUCUCCAUAUGACGUGGCCACUGAAGAAAGAAAGAUUGACAGGUUUCUUGGUGGAUUAAACCCGCAACUCCGUUGUACUCUCAGUAUGCUCGACUUCCCAGACUUCCAAACUGUGGUAAACAAGGCUUUCAUUGCUGAAAGGGAACACAAGCUUGUAUCGGACACUAAGCCCGUCAAUAAUGAUCACAAGCGCAAGUUUAAGCCAAGAAAAGAAAUGCAACCAGUGCAGAAAGCUCGUACCUGGCAGCCAACUCAGUUAAUGGAGAGCGGCCUGCUCUCCGUCAAGGUCUUCGGGAACUCCAGAAUUCGCCUAGGGUGCUGCGUGGAGAGCUCCACUGAUGACGAAAUCUCCUCCUCGAGCGACAGUGGCGAGGAGGACAGCGCCAGCGACGACGACAGCGGCGGGCGGGAGGACGAUGACUCUAAGUCUGGCUGA
Messenger RNA from Aegilops tauschii subsp. strangulata, 864 nucleotides. Lineage: Eukaryota; Viridiplantae; Streptophyta; Magnoliopsida; Poales; Poaceae. The record is from RefSeq and is a predicted model, not a curated record.